CCGACUUAUGUCGGCAGAGCUACCAUCGUGAUGUUUUGAGAUAUUGAGUGUCGACAAAAGUGUUUGACCUGCAGCAACAUGGUGCGUCUAUCCACACCCGCGCUACUGAUAGGGGCGCUUUUGCUGCUGACGGCAACAUCCGACGCUACUUUUAAACUAGUGCUUUUCUACGAAAAGAACGAUGGGCUGCACCAAGAUAUAGUAUUCAACUACGCAGUAUCCAUGUUCAACAACUUACAUGUCUACGAGUUUCAAGCACAUCUUGAAGAUGUUACUGGAAUCGGCAGUUUCCAACUAAGUCAAAAAGCGUGCGCGCUGGCGGCGCAGGGCGCCGUGGCCUUCUUCGGGCCGCAGCAGCCGGCGCUGGCGGCCACCGUGGCGUCCGUGGCGAAGAGCUUGGAGAUCCCGCACUUGGUGACGACGCGCCAGGCCCCGCUGCCGCCCGGCAUGCACACCGCCCUGGCGGACGUGGUACGUGCGCUGGAGUGGCGCUCCUACACGGUGCUGUACGAGGACGAUGAGGCGCUAUCGAGACUGCAGGGCGUUCUGCAGGCGCGAGAUCCUUCACAGCUGCCCAUCAUGCUCCGCAAAAUGGACCCUGAGGGCGACGACAGGCCCACGCUGAAGAAAAUGAAGCACAACGCCGAGAUGCGCGUGGUGCUGGACUGCUCGCCGCAGCGCACAGUAGAGCUUCUGCGGCAGACGCGCGAACUGGGGAUGAUGGACGUGUACCACAGCUUCUUCCUCACCAACCUGGAUGCCCAUACGAUGGACCUGACAGAAUUUCGGCAGACCGGAGCGAACAUCACCGCGGUGCGCCUGCUCGACCCCAACGAGAACACCAUCAGGGACGCCAUCACUAUGUGGGACCAGUCAGAGCUGAUGAUGCGCGGCCGGCGCUUCCCUCUGACCGCCCGUUCUGUUCGGACGGAGACGGCGUUGAUGUACGAUGCCGCGCUCUUCUACCACCACUCGCUGGUGAAGCUGAACGCCAGCAACUCGGAGCAGCUGCUGUCGGCGGAGCCGGCGGAGUGCCGCCUCCCCUUGCGGCGCUACAGCCCCGGCCUCCACGGCCGCCGCAAGGACUUCUCGCUGCAGGUGGUCGAGCUGUCCAAGGAGGGCUUCAACGAGACGGGCAAGUGGGAGUUGGGCGGCUACUACACCACCCGCUCCUCGCAGGACCUCGACUCGCAGAUCACCGAGUCGCUGCAGAGCAAGCUCAUCAUCGUCUCCUCGCGCAUUCCCCGCGACCCGACGGCGCGCGGCAACGACCAGUUCGAGGGCUACAGCCUCGACCUCAUCGCCGCCAUCGCGCGCAUCCUCAACAUGACCUUCGAGUUCCGCCUCGUGCCCGACUCGGAGUACGGCUCCUUCAACCCCAAGACGCAGAAGUGGACCGGCCUGCUCGGCGAGCUGCUCGAGAGGCGGGCAGAUCUAGCCAUCUGUGAUCUGACCAUUACGUAUGUCCGUGAGGAAGCCGUGGACUUUACUAUGCCCUUCAUGAAUCUAGGAAUCAGCAUCCUGUACAAAAAGGCGGAGAAGGCGGAGACGAACCUCUUCUCGUUCCUGGAACCGUUCUCCAUCGACGUGUGGAUCUACAUGGCGACGGCGUACCUGGGCGUGUCGCUGCUGCUGUUCGUGCUGGCGAGAAGCAACCCCCACGAAUGGGACAGCGGGCAUCCAUGCGACAAAGACCCCGAAGAACUGGAGAACAACUUCAACAUGGUCAACUGCCUCUGGUUCUCCCUAGGCUCCCUUAUGGGCCAAGGCUGCGACAUACUGCCCAGGGCCGUGUCGACGCGCAUGGUGGCCGGCAUGUGGUGGUUCUUCACGCUCAUCAUGAUCUCCUCCUACACCGCCAACCUGGCCGCCUUCUUGACAGUGACGCGAAUGGACGACUCCAUCAAGAAUGUGGAAGACCUAGCGAAACAGACCAAGAUCAAGUACGGAACCUACGCUUCUGGAUCUACUGCUGCCUUCUUCAGGGAAUCCAACAACUCCCUAUACCAGCGCAUGUGGACCGUGAUGAACCAGGCGCGCCCCAGCGUUUUCACAUCCGACAACAAGGAGGGCGUGGAGCGCGUGAAAAAGGGAAAGGGCGACUACGCCUUCUUCAUGGAGUCCACUUCCAUCGAGUACGAAACUCGCAAAAAUUGCGACCUGGUCAAGGUCGGCGGCCAGCUAGAUUCCAAAGGAUAUGGGAUAGCUUUACCACCAGGCUCGCCGUACCGCAAGAUGAUCAACUGGGCCAUCCUGAAGCUGCAGCAGGCCGGCGAGCUGAAGGUGCUGAAGAACCGCUGGUGGGUGGAGAACGUGCCGGACGGGUGCGCGGGGCAGGAGGAGGACGACUCGGCCGCCUCCGACUCCCCGGACCUCGACCUCACCAACGUGGGCGGCGUCUUCCUCGUCCUCGUCUUCGGCUGCAUCGCCGCCUUCCUCGUCGCCAUACUCGAGUUCCUGUGGAACUGCCGCAAGAUCGCCGUCGAGGAGAAGAUUUCAUUCACUGAAAUGUGUUUUCUGAAACAUUGA
Messenger RNA from Gryllus bimaculatus (two-spotted cricket), 2529 nucleotides. The record is from the annotation of a GenBank genome assembly. NCBI's taxonomy places the organism in Eukaryota, Metazoa, Arthropoda, Insecta, Orthoptera, Gryllidae.